This is a messenger RNA of Trichoplax adhaerens, 903 nucleotides long. RefSeq lists its product as uncharacterized. Gene Ontology annotation, molecular function: L-ascorbic acid binding; iron ion binding; procollagen-proline 4-dioxygenase activity. The record is from RefSeq and is a predicted model, not a curated record. Bases 1 to 903 code for a protein of 300 amino acids. Gene Ontology annotation, cellular component: endoplasmic reticulum. Gene Ontology annotation, biological process: peptidyl-proline hydroxylation to 4-hydroxy-L-proline. NCBI's taxonomy places the organism in Eukaryota, Metazoa, Placozoa, Uniplacotomia, Trichoplacea, Trichoplacidae. The transcript is spliced from 9 exons.
AUGGACAAUUAUUAUCGAAUGUCAGAUCCUAAAGACGAAUUUAUCGUAAAGAAUAUCCAGAUUUCCAUGUUAUCAAGAAAGAAAAAGGGAUCUAAAACGCGGACUGUCCUUAAGACGUUGAAGGUCAUGGAUAAUGCUUCUCUUGUUAAUCAACAAGCUACUGCACGUUAUCAAAAAAUUCGAGAGCUAUGUAUAGGCAAUGAGAAUCUGCCAGCUAAAUCGAGUGGUCAUCAUCUGAAAUGUUAUUACUUUUAUCCGUCAUCGAAGACAAGAUUUAUGCCAUAUGCUAUAGAAGAAAUGAGCCGUGAUCCUCUAAUUAUUCUGUACCAUAAUCUAACUAGUAAUGCUGAAAUGGAGUCUCUAAAGGCACUAGCAGCGAAACAGCUCCAACCAGCUGGUGUAUAUCACACAACUUCAGCGGAUAACCGGAAUCUAGAAGGCUAUACAAGAAUUGCUAAAAUGGCUUUUAUUUUGGACGAAGAAAGUGCUGUCGCAUCUGCAAUUACUCAACGUUUGCAAGAUGUAACAGGACUAAAUAUGAACUUUUCCGAACCAUUGCAAGUUAUUAAUUAUGGAAUAGCUGGCCAAUAUACACCUCACUAUGAUACCUUUCCAGCUAAGUCUGGCGAUAGAUCGCACCCUAGCCAUGAUCGAUUAGCAACGGCGAUCCUUUAUCUAAGCGACGUGGAACGUGGCGGAGCCACUGUAUUUACUAAUAUUAACGUUAGAGUACUGCCACGCAAGGGUAAUGUCAUCAUAUGGUAUAAUUAUUUGCCAGAUGGAAAUUUACAUCCUGGAACUCUUCAUGCUGGUUGCCCUGUAUUAGUCGGGUCGAAAUGGAUUGCCAAUAAGUGGAUCCAAAGUAAAGGUCAGAUGCUGCAGUCGCCUCGUAAUGGUGGUUAA